Echinostoma caproni is the source of this 342-nucleotide messenger RNA. The record is from the annotation of a GenBank genome assembly. NCBI's taxonomy places the organism in Eukaryota, Metazoa, Platyhelminthes, Trematoda, Plagiorchiida, Echinostomatidae.
AUGUCACAAGUUCAAAAAGGUGGCGGCAAGGUCGACUGCUUGAGAAUCACAGCACCAUUUGGUCGGAGUGCCCACGGAGUGUUGCGUUUCACCAUCCCAGAUGCGCUAGGUGUGCCUCCACCGAAGCUGACAAGGGCUUAUAAUAAAAUCGAUAAACCGUGUAUGCUCGAGGAGGCUAGAAGACUGGAAUGGAAUGUGCCGUACAGGAGCAUUGAGGACGUUUGGCAGCUCUUCAAGGAGAUGCUGGGGCGACUAAGUGGGGAAUCUGCAUCACAUCAUCUGGUGUACGAGCUGGGCCAUCAAGACACAGUAAAUAAAAAAGCAAGCGUGGAGGCGAUUUAA